AUGUUUCCAUUUUGCCUCUCAAAGACCACGCCGUAUUUGCGACACAAUGCCUUAAUUUCCUUUGUCUUGUAUUUGACAAACUCAGCAACCAUAGGCAUAGGCAUCGGUACUUGCAACAAAAGGGCUGAUGACAUCAACUUCAUGUUCUCGAAUAUGACACAACUUCUCAUUCCCAGGUUCUCAGAAGCAUAG
Molecule: messenger RNA, 192 nt
Organism: Pochonia chlamydosporia 170
Lineage: Eukaryota; Fungi; Ascomycota; Sordariomycetes; Hypocreales; Clavicipitaceae
Exons: 1
Coding region: 1-192 (63 amino acids)
Source: RefSeq, a predicted model, not a curated record